AUGAGCAUUCCCCAAAUUCAACAAACCCUUUUCAAAAAACCUAGCUAUGCUUCUUCUUCUUCUUCUUCUUCGAAAGCUACAAGCUUAAAGAAAAGACAAGAGACCGUCUUUAAGAAAGCUGGCGAGCUUUCUGUUCUCUGUGGAAUCGAAGUUUGCGUCAUCUGUUACGGAGCGGACGGAGAGCUUAAGACAUGGCCAAAAGAGAGGGAGAAGGUCAAAGCCAUCGCUCAAAGGUACGCUGCAUUAAGCGAGACGAAACGACGCAAAGGAAGCGUUGAUCUUCACGAGUUUCUCGAGAAGAUCAAUAACGAUGAUUCAAAGAAGAAGACGAAGAAGAAGAAAGUGAGACGUGUUCCCAAAGUCAAGUAUCCGGUUUGGGACCCUAGGUUUGAUAACUACUCCGUGGAGCAACUCACGGGGCUGAUUCAGUCCUUGGAACGUAACCUAACCAGGAUCCAACAUAGGGUUCGCGCUGUUGUUGAAGGUCAGGGACAAAGGAAGAUCCAGUACUUGAGCAUGGCUAAUCAAGGACCGAUGCUGCCUAGUACGAUGAAUCAAUAUCUUCAACAACAACCAAACCAAGUUUCCAUGUUUCUGUUUAACCAUGGGAACGGUAAUAUCUCGCAAAUCCCAGUCUCUGCAUCAGCUUUGAACCAAGGGCAAUCUCUGGCUCCGGUUCCACCUGAACUGAUGAUUUACCCGAAUUUGGAUGUGGGAAAUUACUCGGGGUCACUUGGGGUACAAGGAACUGGGAUCAGCGGGUUUCAGAACAUGAACAUGAACAUGUUAGCAUACAACAACAUCAACAGCUUCGAUGGUUUCUCAAAACAGAUUGACCAGAAUUCCAAAGUGGAAAGCUACUCGAGCUUACUUGGGGCUGGAAUCGAUGAGUUAGAGGACACUAACAUGUACAACCACAACAACGUCAAUACAGGAGACUAUUCAGGCCUACUUGGGACGCAAGGAAUCGUGACUAACGAGCUGAACAUGAGCAUGCACGACUACAACAACAACAACAGCGUUAACGCUAAUGGCCUUUCGCAUCAGUUUGGUCAGUUUCAAACACAACAGCAGCAAGGGGCAUUCAAUUGGGAUCAACCUGGAAACAAUUUUAGGCCUCUCUAUGAUCUCCCACAACCUCUCCUAUAA
This is a messenger RNA of Capsella rubella, 1149 nucleotides long. Its product is annotated as agamous-like MADS-box protein AGL103. Bases 1 to 1149 code for a protein of 382 amino acids. The record is from RefSeq and is a predicted model, not a curated record. Lineage: Eukaryota; Viridiplantae; Streptophyta; Magnoliopsida; Brassicales; Brassicaceae. Gene Ontology annotation, molecular function: protein dimerization activity; cis-regulatory region sequence-specific DNA binding; DNA-binding transcription factor activity, RNA polymerase II-specific. The transcript has a single exon. Gene Ontology annotation, biological process: positive regulation of transcription by RNA polymerase II.